This is a messenger RNA of Hermetia illucens (black soldier fly), 3242 nucleotides long. It is a transcript of the gene Naprt, whose product is annotated as nicotinate phosphoribosyltransferase. Gene Ontology annotation, biological process: NAD+ biosynthetic process. The record is from RefSeq and is a predicted model, not a curated record. The transcript is spliced from 12 exons. Gene Ontology annotation, molecular function: nicotinate phosphoribosyltransferase activity. The coding region runs from base 761 to 2752 and encodes 663 amino acids. NCBI's taxonomy places the organism in Eukaryota, Metazoa, Arthropoda, Insecta, Diptera, Stratiomyidae.
UGGCGUGGCGACUACUUCCAAUUCCCAAUUGAAGUUCGAUUUGACAGUGGUUGGGAUGCGAUUGUCGGUGGUUCAGACAAAAUAGAGUAAAUGCCUGCUUUUCAAUAAGUGAAGUAAAAACCCACUCACAGUUGCUCUACAAAGUUUCACCUGAUCCGAAAUUGAAGGCGCUGCAGUUUCAAAGAAGGUGCCCAUCCCGCGCUGUUAUCCUGAUACGACCCAUUCCGGCGUUUGCAGCGACCUUCAUGCAACCUUCACUUCACGUGUGUGAUCAAUAAAGUGAGGAAUAAUCACACUAGCGGGCAGGAAGAAGCGCGCCAAGCAACUCGUCGGAGCGUAUCCAUUGGCAAAUAGCUGCUUGGAAAAGGAUGAAAUGAGUGAUUUCGGACGCCCGUUGCCGCCUUCCGCGCGAUAAUGGCUAAGGCUGUUGCUGUGACCGUCGUUACUCCGUGAGUGGCACCGUGCUAUUGCUUACGGGGUCCCCGCGACUCCUGUGCAAGAUUAAAAACUCCAGGCGUCAAGCGCUAGCGCUCUGAGCUGGACUGCUAACUUUGUGCCGUAUAAAUGGUCACAGUCAGAAUCGGAGAGAUCCAGUAGUGGUUUCGAUUUCGCUUUCAGUUGGUCGGUACUUAUCGCCGCGAGUGAGUGUUGACGGGAGUUCCAUCCACGGUGCAUAAUUCGGCCGAGAGAAUCUGACAAACUAGUGGUUUCUAUAGAAAGUGAACUUCUAAGAGUUUGGUGUGCUAUUGAAGUUGCGGAGAUGUGCGAACGCGAAUUGAGCUGCGGCGCUGAGGUUACGCGCUAUGUGGGCCGGACGAGGUUUAACCAGAAUGGAGUUGUACAGCCUCUACUCACAGAUUUAUAUCAGAUAACAAUGGCUUACGCAUACUGGAAAUCAGGCAAAACAGACGACCAUAGUGUAUUUGAUUUAUUCUUCAGGAACAACCCAUUCCAAGGAGAGUUCACAAUUUUCGCUGGUUUAGAAGAAUGUUUGAAGUUUCUGGAAAACUUUCAUUACUCUGACAGUGAUAUUGAAUAUUUAAAACUUACAUUACCAGAUAGUAUAGAGGAUGGUUUUUAUGAAUAUUUACGAAAUUUAGACGCUAAAGAUGUGACACUGUAUGCUCUAGAUGAAGGUUCAGUUGCAUUUCCUCGAGUUCCUCUGAUUAAAAUUGAGGGUCCACUUAUUAUAGUACAAUUAUUGGAGACAACUUUAUUAACAUUAGUGAACUAUGCAAGUCUAAUGGCCACAAAUGCUGCACGCUAUCGAAUGGUAGCAGGAAAACAUAUAAACUUAUUGGAAUUUGGUUUGCGACGAGCUCAAGGCCCAGAUGGGGGAUUAUCGGCUUCAAAAUAUUCCUACAUUGGUGGAUUUGAUGGCACGUCAAAUGUUCUGGCGGGUAAACUAUUCAACAUUCCUGUUCGUGGUACCCACGCUCAUGCUUACAUUACCUCGUUCACGGGAAUAUCGGAAUUGAAAACUCGAAUGCUACGUCAUAAGGUCACUGGAGUACAAGAGGAUUUACUUGAGCGGGCGAUCCUUCAUCGUGAUUCACUAUCUCGCGUCCUUGACAUAUCCACCGAAGAAUCUAGCGAAGGAGAAUUAGCAGCUAUGGUGUCGUUUGCAAUUGCGUUUCCCGAUGGUUUCAUGGCCCUUGUCGAUACGUAUGAUGUUAAGAGCCAAAUCUCAGGUCAACAUUCUCCUAAAAAAUUAAUUGAAAAUGGACAUAAGCUCUUAAACGGGACAAAUAACAAAAGAAAAGGAACUAAACGACCCAGCGGUAAUGGAAAACUGUUAAAUGCUUGUGAAUUGAAUAAUAAUGAUGACUUGCGUGGUGAAAAUAGCGUUAAGGAAAAUGGGGCACAUGAAGUUAAUCCAAAUUUGAAUGGAAAACAAAAUGAGAAAAGUGCUCCGAACAAACUAAAAGAAUCAGUUGAAACUUUGACCACUGCAACUAGCAAAUAUUAUCUGUCAAAAAGUGUCGAGAAGUCGUUCAGGAGCGGGUUAUUGAACUUCUGUGCCGUCGCAUUGGCUCUUCAUGAUCUCGGCUAUCGUGCAGUUGGUGUUCGUAUUGAUUCUGGUGAUUUGGCGUAUCUGUCGUGCUUAGCACGUGAAACUUUUGAAAAGAUAGCCCAUUGUUUCCGAAUUGAUUGGUUUAAAAACCUAACAAUUGUUGCAUCGAAUGAUAUUAACGAAGAAACAAUAUUGAGCUUGAAUGAACAAGGACAUAAGAUUGACUGUUUCGGCAUUGGAACACAUUUAGUCACGUGUCAGCGGCAGCCUGCACUUGGAUGUGUGUACAAACUUGUGGAAAUCAAUGGACAAGCUAGAAUCAAGCUGAGUCAAGACGUCGAAAAAGUCACCAUGCCUGGAAACAAAAAUGCUUACAGGCUUUACAGUGCGGACGGACAUGCGCUAAUUGACCUUCUACAAAAAGUAACUGAACCAGAUCCUGAAGUUGGUCAGAAAGUUUUAUGUCGACACCCAUUCCAAGAGUCAAAGCGAGCUUAUGUUAUCCCAUCAGGAGUUGAGCCACUUUACAAAGUUUACUGGAAGAAUGGGAAAAUAAGCCAACCCCUUCCCAGCUUGGAACAGAUUCGUGAUCGAGUUCAGACGUCGUUGAAGACUUUACGCACUGAUCAUAAGCGCACAUUGAAUCCAACUCCAUAUAAGGUGGCGGUGAGCGAUAAUCUUUACAACUUCAUACACGACCUUUGGCUUCAGAAUGCACCGAUCGGUGAAUUGUCAUGAUCUAUAUAAAUGAAUUAUAUAGAUUCCAAUAGUGGAAUUGUUUUUUUGUGAGUGAAUAUUUACAGAGCUGGGUGUAAAUGCUUUGUUGGAGCAUAUAGACAGCGUGUGAUGAUGAGCUUCAUCGUAAGAUAAGUGAUAAUUGGCAAGCAAAAAGUUAAGUUAUAUAUUAACAAGAACUACUUCUAAGAAUAUUAAUAUGAUAAACAUGAUUACCUGUUUUGUAUGUUGGUAACAAAUAUCUACACUUGAACAUUAGUAUUUCCCAUUUUGUCGGAUUGUCAUAAUCAUAAAAGUAGACAUACUUGGAAAGAAUUGGUAAUAUUGACAUUUGAUUUAGUCUGUUAUACAAUUUUUAUCUUCCUCAAUUCAGACAAAUAUCGAAAUUUGUUUAGGUUCAUUUACAGGAAUAUUAUAUCUCUGGAAUAAAUUGAUAAAAACGGGAUACUCUAAUUUUAAAUAAAAUAUAUGUAGAAUAGCUUUUCUGAUCUGA